This is a messenger RNA of Chelonoidis abingdonii (Abingdon island giant tortoise), 1774 nucleotides long. Its product is annotated as alpha-1B-glycoprotein-like. Gene Ontology annotation, biological process: cell surface receptor signaling pathway; immune response. Gene Ontology annotation, cellular component: external side of plasma membrane. Gene Ontology annotation, molecular function: transmembrane signaling receptor activity. The record is from RefSeq and is a predicted model, not a curated record. NCBI's taxonomy places the organism in Eukaryota, Metazoa, Chordata, Testudines, Testudinidae.
CUUGUGCUCUCUGAGAUGACUCAUUUUGGGGUGGGGUUGUCUCUAGAGGAGAAUUUGCCUGUGCUGGGGCUUGGAAUGCCACGGGUUUGGGUCUGUGGGGAUCUCCUGUUAGUCCCCCCUUGGACACACCAAGCUCCGGCUUUGUCCAGCCCAGGACCAAUGCCAGCCCCACCCCAGAGCGGCCCAUAGAUGAGACAAAUUCUUGGAGUCUCAGCCCAGAGAGUCCAGAGGCUGGAUGGGUACCCUGCUGCCCCCCAAGUGGGGAGGGGAGGGUACAUCAGCAGGUGACGAUGUGCUUGUUGAGAUGCAUUGUCCUCUGAAGUCUUGAAAGGCCAGUUUAGGAACAUGCCUGAUCAUUGCAGAACAUUCUCCUCCUGCUUCACCCCAUCUGCCUCUUCUUCUGCCCCCGCCCCCCAGUUCUGUGCCUGUAUGCUCCAAGGGGGCGGGGUCCUAAUUCUUUGGCCUGGUCUGGUGGUAGCCCGUAUCUGAGGGUUGGAUGUGGGGCAUCUGUGGGCUUCUCACUUGGCUGCUGCUUCUGCUUUCCUUCCCAACUAAUGCCAAUGGAAGCUUUUCUUUCCCAGGUGCCCCUGCGGCCCCAUCACUGUCCCUGAACCCCCAGAAGCAGGAGUACCUCCCCGGAGACACUGUUGAAAUCAAGUGCUCUGCUCCUCCUUCGGUGGAUAGAGUUGAAGGAUUCCAGUACUACAGCAAUAUUGGAAAGGCCAUCUCAGUCCCAGCUUCAUCCAGGAGAAGCCACACUUACAGCAUAAACCUCGCAGGGCCUAAGGAUGAGGGGUCGUACCAGUGCGACUACUGGAUAGGCCAAGCCGGUGCUUGGAAAAGGUCCAGCAGGAGCGAUGCUGUCCUCAUCAGAGUAAAAGACUUCCCUCCCUGGCCGGCGCUGAGUGUGGAUCCUCCAUCCGGAGUGGUGAGCAAAGGGCUCCCCCUGAUCAUCACUUGCAUGGCCCCCAGCAGUGCUGGCGAGCGGAGGUUUCACUUCUACAAGGAAGGAGCUGAGCUCGUCGCCGGGGAUGUGGGGUCUGAGGUCAGCACAGCAGAGACCAGGACUGGCUCUAUGACGCUCAGCAUCCCGCAAGCUGGUCCCAGCAGCACCGGGGAAUUCACCUGUGCGUACGAGGAGAACAUGAGCGGGAGGUGGAUUCUGUCCCUAAGAAGCUUGGCUGUGAAUGUUACCGUGACAGCCCACGGCCAUUACUGGGUCCGGGACCUCGUUGUGGGUGGGUCGUUCUUCACCAUUAAUGGCCUCAUCUUCCUCAUCUCCCACCUCUGCAUGAAGGGCAAAGGUUCCAAGGAGGCGCACACAGGCAGCUCAGACCCAUCUCAAUCAGAUUACUACUCAGUUCCGAUUCAGCUGGUCACUGGUCAGUCUGGUCAUUCUGUGACCGCCAAGGCAAACCACAUCUCCAGCCCCAUGCCCCAGCCCCAUAGGAAUGACUACAUGGAGGAGAUCUGAAGGCUCAGAUACUGACUGUGAAUAUUCCUCCCCUGCUCACAGAUGGCUGGCCAGCUCCACAGCUCAGCUGGGUUCAGGGGAGACUGUUCUGCUCCUGAAAUACUACAGACAAACUGUGUGUCACUUUCUCUGCUGCAAAAUUGGGAGAAACCAGAUGGGCAUGUUUUGAGGAAAGAAAGAAAGAAAGAUUAUAUUCUCAUUUCUCCUCAGAUAUUCCUUCUCUAUGUAUAUUCAAAGCUGUAUGAAUCCGUGUAAAUCCCCCCAUCUCCAGCUUUUAAUUAGACCUUUUUUUUUAGCCCC